UCUUCUCCCAAUUUAUUCAUUCCUCCUUUUUUACUUUUCAGCCAAUCUUCACUUCCAUUCAGCGAACAAUGGGAACUUCGUUUGAAGCCACUUUUUCUACAAAACUCACUGCGACUAUCGCUUAACCACAUGGUAGCAUAUAGGAAAUCGCUGACACAGUCAGUCGUAUAUUUGCUGAAAACAUUUUUUUAGAACUAUUCAUAAAGUGCCCUUCUUUGAAUAGUUUCUUAAUUACUUUUCAAGUUUUCAAUCAAAUAACCUUUUUUUUAGCUCAACGCAUCCUUUUAUUUUUGUUGUCCAAAAAGGAAGUAAUUAACUGGCCCUAAAUGAAGAAAUUUACAAGUCCCUAAAUGACGCCAAUACAUUACGCAACAAUGACAGCUUACACGAAGCUCGCUUAAUUGAAUCAAAUUGCGCCAAAGUACAAUUGGGAAUUGAUCAACAAUCUGCCACUUUUUUCGCCCAACUAACUCCUUUUCUUUCAGUAUCAUCGAUGUCUUGAUUUUCUGUUGAGUAAACUCGGCAUUCAAGAGCCAAAUUGAGCUGACAACUUUCAAUACAGCAUUAGUUUUUUCAAUGAAAAUCAUAGAUAAUAUCAAACCAGAAAAUUUAUUUAAGUAGCGCACUCUUUUGCCCCUUAGUUUUGUUUUGACAAAAGUCAGUAAAUCUACAGGAAAAUAAUGCACCGCUUUACAAUACGCUUUAGUCACCGUCAUAUUACGAUGGGUGGCAUAAUCAAAAAGGGCAAGUCCCUUAUCUCUUUGCUAAACCUCCUCCAAUCAGUCUAAAUCUUAUCUCUCUCCUUCAAAAGAUCCCUUUAACUUGCCAUUUACAUUUACAUAAAGUGUCAUCUGACGCGACUGAGGUCAUGGAGGUUUUAAAAACCUUAAUUUGUACACUUGUUAACUUGAAACCUUCAAUAAUUUGUCCUAAAUAAUAACAUAUUGACUUAGCAAAAAUUUUCAAUCAAUGCGCUUCCUUAAUGACUUACAUCUUUCAUAUUGAACUUUAAUAGAUUGUCACGGUAAAGUUUUCUUUAACCUUAUCCAAACAUCUCUCAAUAUCUCUGCCCAUUACUUUGAGCCAUGAGCUUUGACCUCGGCAACACCCUUCGCUCAGUGGUGCUAGUGGUGGUAUGUGUGGCCAUAGUGGCCUGCAUAGCCUUUCUCAUCCGAAGCAGACGACUGGAGAAGACGAACUUCGUGCGCUACUGUAUGGUCCUCGCAGCCUCAGACUUGUCAAUUUCCAUCUGUUUCAUCAGCAACUUCUCCGGACUCGGUGCUGCGUUUAAAAGUGACAUCUACCAGCAGAUAGUUGCUGGCUACAUAAUGGUGUUUGGACUGUUCUCGCUUAAUACCCAGGCGCUAAUUGCCGUAGAGAGGUUCAUGUCUGCCCGUAUUCUAAUUAGAGCAAGACGACCUUACACGACCUCCAAGUUCAUGGCCAUCACCCUGUUCGGAGGAUUUCUUCCCGCUCUCCUCACUACAGCGCUCAUGGUCUCCAUCAUGUAUCCGGAGAACACAUUUGAGAUAGAUGCCCAGACCAUGCACUUCGGCGUCAACUGGAACCCCAAGUCCAUACAGGGAAUAUCGAUGAUCGUGAUGCUGCUGCUGCUCGAGUACCUGACCCCUUUGAUAGUGAUCGGCGGCUGCUACGCAAGUAUUUUGACACUUCACAACAAGCGAGCCGUUUUCUACACUUCUCCACGUAUUUCACGCAGGUAA
Symsagittifera roscoffensis is the source of this 1724-nucleotide messenger RNA. RefSeq lists its product as uncharacterized. Lineage: Eukaryota; Metazoa; Xenacoelomorpha; Acoela; Convolutidae. The coding region runs from base 1086 to 1724 and encodes 212 amino acids. The transcript is spliced from 4 exons. The record is from RefSeq and is a predicted model, not a curated record.